Pichia membranifaciens NRRL Y-2026 is the source of this 804-nucleotide messenger RNA. RefSeq lists its product as hypothetical. Gene Ontology annotation, cellular component: Golgi membrane. Gene Ontology annotation, biological process: mitotic spindle elongation; vesicle-mediated transport. Lineage: Eukaryota; Fungi; Ascomycota; Pichiomycetes; Pichiales; Pichiaceae. The record is from RefSeq and is a predicted model, not a curated record. Bases 1 to 804 code for a protein of 267 amino acids. The transcript has a single exon.
AUGAACAAUGCCAGAGAAAUAGUAGUAUCAGCGGGUGGUAACUUUAGAACGUGGUUCAGGAACCUUUCUACACCGGUGAAAAUCGGGGUAGUGAUCGGUCUUAUAGCUCAUGCGGUGAUAUCUGUCGUCAUUUUGGUGAAUUAUCAGAAGAUUAUCAGCUACGUGGUAUCUGUUUCGGAUGAAAUUAGGCAAAUGAAGACGAAGGGCAUAUUGAUUUUCGCUCUGUUAAUUGGUAUUGUGAGCUUUCCCCCUCUUAUCGGGUUUUCAUCUCUCUGCAUUAUCAUCGGAAUAGUUUACGGCUACCAGGGCUUCCCGUUGAUUGCAAUCACGUCUAGCGUGAUGUCUACUGUUGCUUUGUGCUCCUUCAAGUUCUUCUUCAAGGACGCCUCGCAGAGGAUAAUCGAUUCCCACAGCAACCUGCAGAUCUUCGUCUCUGUCAUCAAAGACUCAGACACAACGUUCAUACAGGAGGUCUUUGUUCUCACGUUGAUGAAGUUGUGUCCCUUGCCGUACUCGAUAACCAAUGGCGGGCUCGGGUGCGUACCCCACCUAUCUCCCCUUGCAUUUUUCCUUGCAACCAUUGUAUGCUCCCCUAAGUACUUGAUUCAGAUAUUCUUGGGAAUACAGCUACGAGAACUUGGCGGUCCAGAUGGGGACAACAACCAAAAGCUUGUACAUUUUAUCAUCAUUCUCGUCACAGGGCUCUCGUUUGGCACGUUGAGCAUGUUGCUUUACAAAAGAUUACAGUACAAGUUCCAACAGCGCUCUGCCGGCCAGGACUACGUACCAUUGGAUACUGUAUAA